This is a messenger RNA of Gongylonema pulchrum, 876 nucleotides long. NCBI's taxonomy places the organism in Eukaryota, Metazoa, Nematoda, Chromadorea, Rhabditida, Gongylonematidae. The record is from the annotation of a GenBank genome assembly.
UGUGCAACAAAAUGGACCACCAUUGGAUACAGUUGCUGCGAAAUCAAUGAGCAGUUGUGGCCCGCAACCUGUUGUGCUCACUGCUUCGAUUGGCGGCGGCUGUGGAACGCCUGGCGGUAGGAAGGCGCCGAUGUCGAAUUCGGUAACUGUAAAUUAUCAGCCAAAACGGGUCCCCGAUCAUUCCUCAUGCCUUCCGCAGGCCCCGGCCGAAGCAGCGACCGUUGAAUCAGCUCCGGUUUUUCAAACACAUCUCCCGCCACCGCAGCCCCAAGGGUUGGUGCCGACGGGAGAGCAACUGGCCCAGCAUCAGCCUCGGAAUUUUAAUUAUGUCAGCAGCAGCAGUUCCGGGGGAGCAGCGAACCCCCCGGUCCAACAAGUAUUCGUAUCAACGGCACCACCAAAGCGAAAUCGUAUGGACUGGCAAAAUCCACCGAUGAACAUGCCAUCCCAAGACCAUCAUAUUGCAGCUCAGAACACGAAGAUGCUGGCAACAGCUGGUGGAAGACAACGAACAGGCGGUUUGUCGAGCAUUCCGCAGGUGCCAGUGGUUGGCACAGAAACGAAUUUACCAAGAAGGAGCAGCUACGGGGUGAAUGGUGACAUUCUGGCGCAGCUUACACCCUGCGUGGAUACCAAACGGCUCGAACUUGCAAUGAAAGGCUCCGGCACUUGCAUUAAGUCAACGACCAGGAUUGCACAAUCUCUGUUACCGUCAUUUUCACCGGAAACAACAACAUUGCGAGAUUUGUUGAUGGCAACAGCGGGGGCGCAUUCGAAAGUAAUCACAACGAGUAACAGGACCCAUUAUAUCUCCGUUAUCAACGAUGGGGGACAUCGUUAUGCACCCUAUGCAAUUCCGGUUGCCAGUGAGUAGUU